Molecule: messenger RNA, 4149 nt
Organism: Fonsecaea erecta
Lineage: Eukaryota; Fungi; Ascomycota; Eurotiomycetes; Chaetothyriales; Herpotrichiellaceae
Exons: 2
Coding region: 1-4149 (1382 amino acids)
Biological process (GO): regulation of transcription by RNA polymerase II
Cellular component (GO): nucleus
Molecular function (GO): double-stranded DNA binding; protein binding; transcription coregulator activity
Source: RefSeq, a predicted model, not a curated record
AUGGCGUCGGCUCAAGAUGAUGAUAUGUAUCUGUUCCAGGCUGGCAUCGACCAGACCCCAGCAUUUGCUGGUCAAGACUUCGACGCAUUUCUCGAAACUCCAGCCCCCGAACUUGACCGGUCGGCGUCGCCUCCCGCCUUCCUCAACCCCAAUGACUUAACCAUAAAACGAGAGGCGGAUUCUUUCAGCCCGCUUCCUCACAACGAUGCGUUUGCACGUGCAUCUAGAGGGUCCGCUUCAGGAUCCAGCAGCUCAUCUUCGGAAGACCCUGCGGACCGCACACGCCAGAUGUCCGCUCCGUCGACAGCCUCACCACCGGCACACGACACAAUACAAGGCACCUGGGGAAGCGGGAUAAAUGGAUUUUCAAUAUCAUCAGAUGAGCCCCUAUUUGAGGACACCACAAUGGCCGGCCUGGAUCAAGACUUUGAGGCCAGUAAUCAGCAAAUGGCUUCCGAUUUCGACUUUGAUACGGCCGCCAGCACACCCAGCGGGUUUGACCAGAUGAAUAAAGGCAAUCAGAUCAAAAAUCCGCUGGUCAACCAGCCCUUCACCCGACCUGUUGAUCUCUCCCGAUUUGGGAAGCAGCCUCCGACGGCGCAACUACCGAAUGGGCAGCCUCAGUUCUUCUUUGCCGGCUCCAGAGAGGCAUCUCCUUUGAAUGCGAUGCUUCCCACUGCACAAGGCCAGUCCCCAUGGAGCAAACACUCUCCAUCAUCUGGCUUGGAGGAAACCUUCAACCACAUUACCAUGAAUGGAGACUCACCGGGGAACGCGACAUUCUCACCUAAUCUCAAUUUUUCGACGGCUGGGUUUAGCUUUGAUGCGGACUCCAGUACGACACCGUCCACUUUCACCAAAGACAUCUCCUCUCCGCCAUCCACAGUUAAUUCCGCCGAGGGGUCACCGACCCUGACAGUGCAUCCAACCUCACUCAAAUCUCGUGUCGAGACUCAGAUCCCGAUCAAGAUGACCCUUUCAUCACUCCCCCCCGGUGCCAAGAAAUUGAGGCUUCCAAGACACACAGUUUCCAAGCCCAAGUUCCUUGCCAAGCCAGAGGUUCCGCGAUCCCCAGAGAUUUUGGAGCUUCACACGUCUUUGGUGUGUACCAGUGCUAUGCAAGAUAGGGUGAAAUUGCAACGGGCAUUGGCACGUGCUAGAGGCGAAGAACAGGCCUCCCAUACUCGGUCGAGCCCUGCCUCCACUGAGUCAAGCACCUCCAGAGAUGACGAGGACAAGCCCUUGAAUGGUGGUGAGGUUCGCAUCUGUGCUGGGUGUAUACAACGAGAGAGGAAAAGGGCCUCGAGGAAGAAGCAGAAGAAGCCCGAGGAGGAAGAGCUUUUCCAGAGAGAUGAAGAAAGAAGAGUGGUCGUCUUCAACACCAACGAAGUCAAAGAUUGGGCAGAAGCUCCCCAUGAGCCCAAAGACACGCAAAAUGCGUUUUCUCCAGGAGCGGUACAAGUGGAGCUACCGAUGCGGAUAGCCUGCUAUUGUCGGCAUCAAAAUGAGAAGAUGGGUUUCCAAGUGAUCUUCACAAUUAAGGACUGUCGAGACAAAGUCAUCGCUCAGGCCAUGACCAACCCGAUCAUGAUCACAGAUGACCACAAAACUCAUAAUCCACCAGCAGCGAUCCCGAAUCAGCCGCCACCUUUGCCAGCCCCAGGACCACAGUUACCAGGAGCGGGUGUCUUCUCGAGCACUGAUCAGGAGAUACAGCUUCAGGCCCCGGCAGUCAAUCCAAAAAUGUCUAGGCAGGCCUAUUCCAUGACCGAUUUGCAUGCAUUGCAGCAGACAUUCACUCCCAACUUCCCCAUGGCUCCGGCAAACACUCCAUAUGCCAUCCCGUCCUCAAGUCAGGCGGUGGUCAAUUUUACACCACGAAAUCUCUCCAGACCGGCCUCUCCGAGCGGCCCAUCAGGUCCAACUACGAAGAGAAGGAAGCAGAGCGGCUCCGGAAAGCUGCCAUCUGGCUUGACAAUGACUCGCCUCGACACGUCUCAAGCGCUACCUGGGCCUUCUACCAUGCCUAAUACGGCCGCGUCGUCGCCGUACGCUCCAAAUAUGACAUCGUUCAUUGGACCAAACGAUCGCCCGUUUGCGAUGCCUCCGGCUGCCCGCCCUGCUCCAUAUAGUAACAGUCCUCCAACACCGAAUGGGGUUGAUCCUUCUUUCGCUGCCAACAUCAACCGCUCUAUCAGCCACGAAAACCUUUCGCGGCAAAUAAUGAUAUCAGCACCGCCAUCGCGUCAGCCGAGCAGGCCUGGUAGUCCCGGUUCUGCAAGGAACAGCUUCGGAGCAUCCGACGCUGCCUUUGGCCAAGCGGUCAACAAUCAACUAAUGGGACAACCUACCCGACGGCCGCCGCCGCUGAUACACAAACUAGUCCCCGCUGAAGGCUCUGUAACCGGAGGCACCGAAGUCACGUUGCUAGGCAAUGGCUUCUAUCAGGGUCUCGAAGUCAUGUUCGGCGACACUGAGGCGACCACCACGACAUUCUGGGGAGAAAAAUGCUUGAACUGCAUCGCCCCCCCAGCUUUGCAGCCAGGCGUUGUGCCUGUUGUAUUCAAGCACGAUCACCCACAAUAUUCGUCAAUGCCACAACAAUCUCAGACCCGACCGUCUCUCUUCACGUAUGUGGAUGAUAGAGAAUUGGAGAUGUUCCGCCUCGCGCUCCGCACCCUUGGCAAGCAGCUACAGCAUCCCACUGAUGAUCCAUACUCGGCCGCCCAGCAGCUUCUGCAAGGGCAAUCCCAUUCUAUGUGGCUCGGACAUGGCAACUACGGGCUAGGUGGGGGACAUCAGCGCGUACAUAGGCACAUUGCUGGAGCCCCGAUGGACACGCUCGAGUUAGAAGCCAUGAUGCUGCAAGUGCUGGAGGUAAUGGACUCCCAAAGGCUUUUCAGAGCCCCAAGGUUUGAUUUACGCCGUCCAUCCGGCCUCACGUUGCUGCAUUUGGCAGCUUCACUGGGCCUCACACGAUUCGUCGCAGGACUACUUGCGAGAGGAGCAGAUCCCAAUGUGGCCGACAACAACGGCCACACACCUAUGCAUCAUGCUGCAAUGAACGGUCACACGCAUGUGAUACACCGGCUUCGCUUGACGGGGGCCAACCACAAAGCCCGCAGCAUCCGCCAAUUUACGCCGGCUGACCUUGCAACGUCUUUGCUCGCCUACCAGGCCACAAUAUCGCCCAUGGAGCACUAUCGGUCACGGAGUGCUGGAGGAACGCCGAUGCGACUACACAGCCGAAGCUCUUCCUCUCUUCGCUCCUUCUGGGAGAACGCAUCGAAUCACUACGCCACCACUGACACGGACGACUCGGACGAUUCGGACGAUUUUGAUGACGAGACGCCCACCAGAAUCAGUUCCGAAGAACCGGAUCUCCCGCAGGCUCUCGCGCAGGGUAACCGCAUGCAAAUGGUCAGCGUUCCUCCGUCGCGAAGGGGGAGCGUGCCACCCACGAUGUCUCAAGCAUCGGGUUUCACCCCGGAGGAUAUCCCGGAUACCGCACCCGCCGUGGCGCCAGCAGCGUUCAUGCUAGCCUGGCGAGAUCACCUGGUAGCCCAACUACAACAGUUCAACGAGAACGCACAGUCGGUGAUGCCAAGUCUCGCCAACCUCAAUGGACCUCUUGCCGCCAUCCAGGAGUAUCAGGCAUACCCGAUGAUGCGCCGUGUAAGCGCUCUUUUCCCUCAGCGGUCAAGUUCGCGACAACCACAACCCGGUCAGCGUGAGGGCUGGUGGGAGAGUCUGACGGGCCGAUCAUCACCCCCUGCUCCAUCUUCGCCUCCCGCCUAUAGCGAAUUGUAUCCUGAAGAGAAGGAAGGUACGGUUGAGGAUUGGAGCAUCAAAAAGACUUCUACUCUGCGAGCCGUAGCCGACGCAGCGGCGGAUCUUCAGUUUGAGCAGCAGACGGCCAGCAAGAACGCCGAAGGCAGCUCCACAGCCCAGACCGCUGCUGUCCUGAGGAGAAAGCCGAUUGAGAAAGUCGAGCUGAGCCGAGAUCGGAAAUUGUUCUUCUUCUGGAUUCCCUUACUUGCGAUUGUUUUAGCAUUGAUGAUCCGGAACUCUGGCCUCACAGAUAUUUUUGCGUUUUCCAAUAGCCGGACACAAUCUCUUGCCAACCAAGAGGCGGUUGGAGUUUUCUGA